Dipodomys spectabilis (banner-tailed kangaroo rat) is the source of this 2544-nucleotide messenger RNA. RefSeq names its product adhesion G protein-coupled receptor E2-like. The record is from RefSeq and is a predicted model, not a curated record. NCBI's taxonomy places the organism in Eukaryota, Metazoa, Chordata, Mammalia, Rodentia, Heteromyidae. Gene Ontology annotation, biological process: adenylate cyclase-activating G protein-coupled receptor signaling pathway; cell surface receptor signaling pathway. Gene Ontology annotation, molecular function: G protein-coupled receptor activity; calcium ion binding. The transcript is spliced from 19 exons. The coding region runs from base 21 to 2375 and encodes 784 amino acids. Gene Ontology annotation, cellular component: membrane.
CAAGAAUCAAGUAUUUCUCCAUGACCAACCUUGCCAGUUUCUGGACCAUGAGGCACGGGUAUUUAAGACUGCUCCCAGUGCUGUGCACGGUGUUGAGUCUGUGUGGAGCUGCAGCCCAGAAGGCAGGAGACUGUGCCAGGUGGUGUCCUCCGAACUCCAAGUGUCUCAGUGCCGACACCUGCCGCUGUGAUGCGGGAUUCAGUUCAGUCGAGGAGCUCAUCACCAGCCCUGACGGCAGCUGUGACGACAUCAACGAGUGUGCACCACCUCUGAGGACGUACUGUGGGAAGUUUGCAGACUGCGAGAACACGGAAGGGAGCUAUUACUGUGUGUGCAGCCCAGGAUAUGCACUCGAGUCUGGGGACAAAAUAUUCAGCAACGAGAGUGAGAACACGUGUCAAGACGUGAACGAAUGCACCUCCGGCCACCACAGCUGCCACAGCUCCGCCCAUUGCCUCAACAAAGCCGGAGGGUACCAGUGCCGCUGCCGACGCGGCUGGAGGCCGAUUCAGGGAUCCCCAGAAGGCCCAAGGCACACCCAGUGUGAAGACGUGGACGAGUGCCGCUCCGGACAGCACCAGUGCCACAGCUCCGCCGACUGCGUCAACACCGUGGGGUCCUACAGGUGCCGCUGCCCCCCGGGCUGGCGGCCGCUGCCGGGGAGGACCGCGUGCGCAGAGGUCGUCUUCCCCGCCUGGACGGCGCCCCCCGGAGUCCACAGCCCGGCUCUGGCCGCCUUCUUGGAGGAGAUGCAGAAUCUGACCAGAGACUUCCAGCCACACACAGCCCGGGACACAGCGGACGCCAUCCGGAGUGUCCUGGAGAGUCUGGAUGAGCUGCUGGAGACCCCUGGGGACCUGCAGACCCUGCCUCGCUCACAGCAGCACUGUGUGGCCACUCAGCUGCUCCUGGACCUGGAAAACACACUGAGAGUCCUGGGCCAGACCCUGCCGGAGGGGUCACUCACCUUCCUCCGUCCUGCAGACACAGAAGUGACGCUGGAGUUGCAGGUUCCAGGCGACAGGCAAGUCACCUUGAGUCAGAAUCAGACAAAGAUGCAGCUGACCUGGGACCUGGCCCAGAAACCCGGUCACCCAGGCCCCGCCAUGGUGGGCCUCAUCUCCAUUCCCAAGAUGGGCAAGCUGCUGGCUGAGGCUCCGCUGGUCCUGGAGCCAGCACAGGAGGCAACUCCUGAGACAAACUGGGGCCCACACCUGACACCAGUCCUGCUCUCCGACGUCAUCACAGCCUUCCUGAGCCACCGGGACACGCAGAACCUCAGCUCCCCGGUGACCUUCACCUUCUCCCACCGUCCGGUGAGCGCUGGGCCGCGGCGUGGGGUGCUCUGUGUGUCGUGGCUUGGUGGCCGGGGUGAGUGUGGACACUGGGUCACCACGGGCUGCGAGACGGUGGACACCGGAGACUCCAGCACCACCUGCAGCUGCUCCCACCUGAGCAGCUUUGCCGUGCUCAUGGCCCACGAUGGCAGGCAGGAGGCCGACCCCGCCCUGGCCCUCAUCACCCAAGUGGGGCUCGGCCUCUCCCUGCUCUGCCUCCUCCUGGCGGCCCUCACCUUCCUCCUGUGCAGGGCCAUCCGCAACCUCAGCACCACCCUGCACCUGCAGCUCUCCAUCUGCCUCUUCCUCGCCCACCUCCUCUUCCUCACCGCCAUCCACCGCACCGAGCCCAAGGUGCUCUGCGCCGUCAUCGCCGGCGCCCUGCACUACCUCUACCUGGCCGCCUUCACCUGGAUGCUGCUGGAGGGGCUGCACCUGCUCCUCGCCGCCCGCAACCUGACGGUGCUGCACUCCUCCGCCAGGAGCAGAGGCUUCCGAGCGCUCAUGUUCCCCGUGGGCUACGGGCUCCCCGCUGUCACGGUGGCCGUGGCCGCGGCGGCCCGGCCUCGGCUCUACGGCACGCCUGCCCGCUGCUGGCUGAACACAGAGAAGGGCUUCGUGUGGGCUUUCCUCGGCCCAGUCUGCACCAUCAUCUCUAUCAACAUGGUGUGCUUUCUGCUGACCGUGUGGGUGGUGAAGAGCAGGCUCUCCACCCUCAGCCGGGACGUGUCCACCCUCCGGGACACCAGGAUGCUGGCAUUUAAAGGAGUCGCCCAGCUCUUUAUCCUGGGCUGCACGUGGAUCCUGGGCGUCCUGCAGGUGGGCGCGGCGGCGCGGGUCCUGGCGUACCUGUUCACCAUCGCCAACAGCCUGCAGGGCGUCUUCCUCUUCCUGGUCUACUGCCUGCUCAGCCAGCAGGUGCGGGAUCAAUACCGCAGAUGGUUCCGAAGGACCGGGAAGUCGGCAGAGGAACCCGUGUCCUACACCCUGUCCAGCCAGGCGGCGCCCGAGGCCGCCCGGCCCGCCCAGGCUAACUAGAAAGAUCUUACAACCUGUCUCCUGGAAAAUCUGAGUGGCAGUUCUUGGAGCCAUUAAGAGGGAAAAUGAAGACUUCGUGAUGUUUCAAGAAAUCCAUCCUGAAAAGCUAGGCAGCAUCGGCUCACACCUGUAAUCCCAGCUACUCAGGAGGCUGAGAUCUGAGGAUUGC